Messenger RNA from Lodderomyces margitis, 1227 nucleotides. Its product is annotated as pepsin-like aspartic protease. Gene Ontology annotation, biological process: proteolysis. Bases 1 to 1227 code for a protein of 408 amino acids. The transcript has a single exon. The record is from RefSeq and is a predicted model, not a curated record. Lineage: Eukaryota; Fungi; Ascomycota; Pichiomycetes; Serinales; Debaryomycetaceae. Gene Ontology annotation, molecular function: aspartic-type endopeptidase activity.
AUGGUCCAGGCAUCUACUUUAACUCAAAGCGCUUUAUUGACAACAUUGUUUGCAGUUUGUUGCCAAGGUGCUGCUAUCGACCCAAGAUCCAACGAUGUUGUCUCCGUGAAUUUUGAAGUAUCGUAUCGUGAUGCACUCGCCGAUGAUGAUUCAGUCCUUGGUGGUUCAGCAUUUGACAAACGUAGCAAAGAUGAGCCCAACAGAGGUUAUAUCAAAACUGACUUAAAGCACCGGAAAAGUUUCUACACCACCCAACUCAAGAUUGGCUCUCACAAGGAAAAAAUCACAGUUGUUGUUGACACUGGAUCUAGUGAUUUGUGGGUUCCUAGCUCUGAAGCUAAAUGUCUUGAAGAUUCUAAAUGCAGAAGCGAAGGAACUUAUUCGGUUGAAAAAUCGAAAUCUUCAAAGCCAUUGAACCAACCAUUUUCAAUAGAGUAUCCCGAUAAUGAAACCGCAUCAGGUGUUUAUGUCCAAGAUUCAGUGGAGAUUGGUAAAACUACAGUUUCUAAUCAACAAUUUGCAGUUGCUAAUACUUCGACUGCGGGUAUGGGAGUCUUGGGUAUCGGAUUGCAAUCAGAUGAGCAAACGAAAGAUAAUUAUGUCAAUUUUGUUUUCAGUUUGAAGAAGCAAGGGUCGAUUAGUAAAGCUGGAUAUUCUUUGUAUUUACCAGAGAAGGAAAAAAAGUCAGGUACGAUAUUGUUUGGUGGUAUUGAUGAGGAGAAAUACUCAGGCAACUUGACCCAGUUUGAAGUUUCAUCUGAUAAGUUGUCGGUUCCUUUACAAUCGGUGUCGUAUUCAGGCAAAGAUAACAAAAACGAAACCGAAGCCAUUAUUGAUUCCGGGUCAACUUUUUCAUUUUUGCCCUCUGGUAUCGUUGGUGGUAUUGCUGAUGCCUUGAAUGGUUCUUAUUCAGAUUCAUUAGGCGUUUACGUUGUCGAUUGCAAGAAUAGAGGCAAGAAAAGUGGAUACUUGUCAUUCAAUUUUGAAAAUGACACCAGCAUCAUGGCCCCAUUAUCCCAUUUCGUUCUCCGUUUAAAGCAGAUCAAGCAUCAUGUUCCGGACUAUGAAAAGAAUCAUUGUGGUUUGAGUAUAUUCCCUAGUGAUGACGAAACGGUUUUGGGAGACAACUUUUUAAGAAGCGCCUACAUUUCGGUUGAUUUGGAGGACAAACAGGUUGGGUUAGCUCAAGUUAAGCAUUCAAGGCAUCAUUCAUAUAAAAGUCUUUGA